CAACAAAAACAGAAAAACCCAGGAAGAACUGCAGUUUGACCUUCCCCCUCUUUCCCUCUCUCCCCCCAUAUCCAAUUGGCCGAUCAUCAGCAAACAAUGUCCAACAACUAAUAAAAAAACCCCCUCAAUUUUCCAAAUUUUCUCCUUUCUUCACCUUCACUCUUCCUGAGCUCCGAUGGAGUCCGGAAUCAACCUUCAUGAUCUCUUCGAGUUCAUUAAACAACCCGCAAUCGUCGAACCAUUUGUCGACAUUUUACUGUGCACAGUCCCGAUUUGGCUCGCUGUAAUGAUCGGCUUGCUCAUCGGCUGGUCAUGGCGUCCGCGGUGGACUGGGCUCGUAUUCCUUGGAUUUCGCAGCAAACUCCGUUUCUUAUGGACUGCUGCUGCCCCGCCUGGCUUCGGCGCUCGCCGGCUUUGGCUCGCGUUUACCGCGCUGUCUGCUUUCUCUGUUCUUCGUACUCUUUGGUCGGGAAAUGCGAAACAAUCUGCUACUCCUGAUGCAUCAUCCUCUCAAUCAAUAUCUGAUUUAGGGCGCGAGAUUACUCAUAAUGAUGCAACUGUUGGAGAUUCAGAGAUUGAACAUGAUGUUGUCAGCGAGAAUGACUUAGAACACCUCUUGCAUAUUCUUGAGGAAAAGGACGGAGAAUUUCCGUGGCAAAGUUUGAUGGAGCGCACAACGUCAAACAUGUCAUACCAAGCAUGGCGUCACGAGCCGGAGAAUGCCCCAACAAUAUAUCGCAGUCGAACUAUAUUUGAGGAUACAACUGCUGAGUUGGUGAGAGAUUUUUUCUGGGAUGAUGAGUUUCGUCCUAAAUGGGAUCCUAUGCUUACAUAUUUCAAGAUAUUAGAGGAUUGCUCGCAUACAGGAACAAUGAUUGUCCACUGGAUCAAAAAGUUCCCCUUUUUCUGUAGUGACCGGGAAUAUAUUAUUGGUCGGAGAAUAUGGGAGGCUGGAAAAGGUUAUUACUGCAUUACAAAGGGGGUCCCAUAUCCAAGGUUGCCCAAGCGUGAUAAGCCAAGGCGUGUAGAGCGUUAUUUUUCUAGUUGGGUUAUAAGGCCUGCAAAGUCUCUUAGAGAUGGACAAAUGACUGCCUGUGAAGUAAGUUUGGUUCAUUAUGAGGACAUGGGCAUCCCUAAAGAUGUGGCGAAGUUGGGUGUGAGGCAUGGAAUGUGGGGAACUGUGAAGAAAUUACAUGCUGGCAUGAGAGCUUAUCAAAAUUCUCGGAUAUCAGAGAUAUCUCUUUCAAGGUGUGCUGUGAUGGCAAGCAUUACUACAAAGAUUUCCUUUGAAGGGGAUACUGGAGAAUCUGCUCAAGACGAGCAGAAUCAAUGUUUAGAUCCUCGUACAUGUAGAAAUCUGGGCAUCAUAGACUGGAAAUGGGUUCUUAUAGGAGGAACAGUAGCCGUGAUUUGUGGACUUCAGACAGGAGUUGUAAGGAAAGCUUUGUUGACUGGAGCUGGGAGGAAAAUUUUGCGGAUCUGAGAUUUCAUUUUGGGAGCUGUAAUUCUUUUGUAACGGGUAAGCCAAUGUAUUCCUCAGUAUAUAUAUAUGUAUGUCUUCAUAUAUUCAUCGGCAUCAAGAUAUUCUUGCUCUUUGAUCGCGGUGAAGAGGCUCUAUUUUUUAAUAAGUGAUUUUGUUCAUUAUGUAAUCUAUUGUAAAUUGUGUAGUAAGACAUCGUAAAUUGCAGUUAACCACCACUAUCCGUUGUACUAUACCAUUAAAAGGUUUAUGAUGUAAAGUUGAAGAUGUAAGUUUGAAGGAGCAUUUAUCUGUUGGCGAUGUUUAUUGAACAAUCAUACUAUUCAUUUCCUUGAUAAUAAUUAGUUGGACAUUUACACAA
Spinacia oleracea (spinach) is the source of this 1841-nucleotide messenger RNA. RefSeq lists its product as uncharacterized. Gene Ontology annotation, molecular function: lipid binding. The transcript has 6 exons. Bases 176 to 1483 code for a protein of 435 amino acids. The record is from RefSeq and is a predicted model, not a curated record. NCBI's taxonomy places the organism in Eukaryota, Viridiplantae, Streptophyta, Magnoliopsida, Caryophyllales, Amaranthaceae.